Messenger RNA from Sebastes umbrosus (honeycomb rockfish), 2940 nucleotides. RefSeq names its product endogenous retrovirus group FC1 Env polyprotein-like. Lineage: Eukaryota; Metazoa; Chordata; Actinopteri; Perciformes; Sebastidae. The record is from RefSeq and is a predicted model, not a curated record. The transcript has 2 exons. The coding region runs from base 863 to 2569 and encodes 568 amino acids.
AACCCUGUGUGGACUUCAUCAGCGGAGGGGCGCACAACCCAGAUGAACCGGACAAAGGAACAGCACCAGGGGUAGAUGCAAGCAUCUCUGCAGGGACACCAGAGAAGAGCACAGAAGAAGACACGUAAACAUUGAAGCUAAUGACUGAAUUUUUUGUUUUCUAUACUGAAUUUUUUAUAUAUAUCACUGUAAAAAAUAUAAGUGAGCUGUAUGAGACACAAUUAAGGGACGGAAGGUUUCAAGGUCUUGCCUGUUUUACAGAUAAAACACGGCUUAAACGUAAGGAAAAGGUGACUCAGUGAAAGUCUUAUAUAUUAUAUGUUGUAUUAAUUAUUGCUUUAUAUAUCACGUUAACAAUAGCUUAUUUUUUAUUCAUCUAUCGGGUAGAGGGGUAGGGUUAUCAGGACAUUAACCAUGGGAUGGGUAAAUAAAGCCCUAGUGGUAUUGGGCUCAAUACUACUAGGGGGUCUUAUUCUAUAUUUUUCUAGACUUCUUACCAAGACAAGCGAGCAAACAGGUAACCAACCAGACACACCCCAAUCACACUUUGACCAGAACAAAACGAGACAUACCUCAACGUAGAACUAAAAGAUCGAGUCAAUGUACUUCUAAAGAAUUCGAAUUAACAUAUACAUUUGGUAGCAACACCAUCUAUCAGAUAGAUUUAUGCGACAUUAUUGACUGCGGGGGGUCAGAUGGGGGCCUUCAAUGGCGUGGUUAUGCGUUGUACACAUGCUCAUUCAACAGCCGAUACAGAUGGUGUCCGUCAUGGGAUGCGGUGUGGGCCUAUACAGGACCACACUGGAAUCCAGGGAGGAAGUGUCCAGCUAAUCAUCUCUGCAUUUCCUCCCAUGUUUCUGUUAUGAGAGGUCAAAUACAGUCUGGCAUACCGCGAGAGCGUCGGAACACUCAAUCAAACAACAAAAAUAACCCUAUGCUGAUCACUAUUAAAAAUCUUAAACAAAACCCACUGAGUGGAGGGGAUUGCGGAUCCAAUGACACAGGACGUAUAAUAAUAGGGGUAGAUCAAUCAGGAACUGAUAAAAUGGGGGUAAUUAGAUUCAAAUUCUUACCGGAACCAAAACCAAAACCAAAAGCAAAACCAGAAACAAGACCAAAACCAAAACCAAAACAAAGUCAAACGUCCACCGCAACCUCAGUAAACCCCCCAUCACUCACCUCAACACAAACCCCAGAACAGACCGAUCCCCGAAUAAUAAAAAUAGAUUUUACCCAACUAAAUACAAAUGACAUCAUACGUUUAGCCACGGGAUAUGGGGAUAGAAACAUCUGGCUUGAUUGGAUGACGUAUACUGCAAAACAAUACAAGGCAGGUAAUUGUUUUGCCUGCUCAACUGCACGACCCACUCUAUUUAUGGUACCCGGACCGAUACAUAUGGACGACCCAGAGGGGUGGGAAUGCAUGCAGCAACUUAUAACAUCCGGAUCCAAUAUAACCGACACAUGUACUAGACUAGAUGAAAUAUAUCCGCCCCUAAGGAAAGACAUCCAGCCACCAAUGUUUACUAUACGGAAAGGGGACUAUGUAUGUUUUAAUAGAACAGGCCAAAUUAGUGUAACAAAGGGGACCGCUAAAUGGUGUAACGUAUCCUAUGAUGUAACAGGAAAUGAAACUUCUAAUAACUGGACUCAGGGCCGAGGUGAUCUUUUCUGGUAUUGUGGAAAUCAAAUCUUAAGAAUCAUGCUACCAGCUAAUUGGUCCGGAGUAUGCUCAUUAGUCCGGUUGGCAGUACCUAUGACUAUCAUAGGAUUAGAUAAAAGACAAAAUAUACGCCAAAAGAGGAGUUUUGACACCUCUGCAAAUAAUCCCACAUACAUAGAUGCUAUUGGUGUACCUCGGGGAGUGCCAAAUGAGUUUAAAUUAGCUGAUCAAAUAGCUGCAGGAUUUGAAAACUUGCCCCUGGUGUCCGCUUUGUUUCCUAUCACACCCAGUAAAAAUGUUGACCGCAUUAACUACAUCCACUAUAAUGUUCUCCGUUUGACUAAUUUAACCCGUGAUGCAAUUGCCGGACUAGCUGAACAAAUGGCUCCUACGUCACUGAUGGUGAUCCAAAAUAGAAUGGCAUUGGAUAUGCUGCUAGCCGAAAAGGGCGGAGUAUGUUCCAUGUUCCAAGAUUCCUGUUGUAUUUUCAUCCCCAACAAUACAGCACCUGACGGGACAGUGACCAAAGCAUUAGAAGGACUUAGGACAUUAUCUGACAAAAUGCAUGAGGAUUCUGGUAUUGACAGCCCGAUAAAUGAUUGGUUAGACCGUACUUUUGGGAAAUGGAAGUCUAUGAUAAUUUCUCUGUUUUCCUCUAUCCUCGUUGCCAUUGCAUGCCUGAUAUUAUGUGGUUGUUGUUGCAUUCCAUGUAUUCGUCAUCUCAGUGAGAGAGUAAUAAUUACUGCUAUAGAAAAGAGACAGCCUGACAACCCACCUGCUUAUCAGAUGAGCAUGCACACAGCGGAAGAAGGGGUAGAAAGGCUUAAUUUAGAAUACCGUGACACCGACCCCGAUUCAGAGGGCGGGAAUGACUUGAACCUCAUGUCAUAUAUUUCUGUGAAGUGAACUUAGACAAGUUCAAAAGAGGGUCUGUUGGAAAUAUAUCAUGAAGAAUAAUAUGGCAAAUGCUUAAACUAUUAUGUUACGAGUUCAGUGGGUUGAAGAUGUUUAGACUAGAAUUAGAAGAUGAAUACUGUGGCGUCUGAGGGACGUCUCGUGCAGAGUCUCAAGGGUGAGACGGCAUAAACAUAUUUUUGUGUAGAUAGAACAGUCUCAAGGACUCAGCCUUAGGGAAGAAACAGAUAGGGGGGAGAGGACAGAAUGAUAUGACCAGUAGACAGCGUUGUCUAAGGAUGGAGUCAGAUAAUAGGAAGGUCAGAUAUUGUGGAAAAGUACUACAGUGAUAUUGUGGAAAAGUACUAAGACGGAUCAAAACU